AUGGAGUCGUCAUCACAAGCCUGGGCCGGCAAUGGUACGGGUAGCUCAGCGAUGGAUAUAGAGCCCGCAGCGGAACACCAAGGCCGAAGUCUAACAACUCCACGUAUCAUCGUUGACGGGAGGACAAAAUUUGCUAGACUAUACCUUAUCGGAACCUGUUCAAGUUUCCUUGCUGUUGAAGCUUUAAAGAUGGCAGUUGCUGAAGCAAAGUCAGGGAUGGACGUUAGCUGUUAUGAGACUGCGGUUGAGGCGCUCAGCCAAAUUGCCCCGUCCGACAGCGAGGCUGUAUUGGACACUGAAUGGAUCAACAAUACUACGAAAGUCGUCAAGGCCGAUACGAACCGACUGGAACGUGAACUGAAAGGAUAUAAAAACAAUUUGAUCAAGGAGAGCAUACGAAUGGGGAAUGAGGAUCUUGGUAUGCAUUACCAUCGCAUAGGCGAUCUGGCUUCCGCCUCCCAUGCAUUUUCAAGAAUGCGGGACUACUGCACUACUACGUCUCAUAUUGCUUCAAUGCUCUUUAAAAACAUUGUUGUUGCCAUUGAUCGCUCGGAUUGGUUAGCCCUCCAGGCCAAUGUUCAUCGCUUGCGCAGUCUUCAGUUUAAACCGGAAGAUGAACCGAAGUGUAAAGCUAAGCUCUUUGCAUCACACGGCUUAGCACAACUCGCAGCAAGUUCGUACCAUGAAGCUGCAAUAACUUUCUUAUCAACCGACCCAGCCCUUGGUGAUAAUUACAAGGAGGUGAUCUCACCAAACGAUGUGGCGGUUUAUGGUGGUCUCUGUGCUUUGGCAUCCAUGAGCCGAACUGAUCUUGCCAAAAAUGUUCUCGAAAACAAGUCGUUUCGAAAUUUCCUUGAAUUAGAACCCCAUAUCCGUCAAGCCAUUUCAUUCUUUUGCGCAUCAAAGUUUCGGCUCUGCCUGGAUAUCCUAGAGGCUUACAAGGCUGACUACCUUCUUGAUUUGCACCUGCAGAGACAUGUCCGGACGCUGUACAGGCGCAUCAGGACGAAAGCCAUACAGCAACAUAUCAUACCCUACAGCCGUGUCACGCUCGAUGGCAUGGCCAAGGUAUUUGCCCCUAAAGAACAAAUUAGAGAUGAGCAGGGGCAACUCAACCCAAAUGGUGCAUUUGUGUCUGAGUUGAUUGGACUUAUCCAGAGUGAAAUCCUCGAUGCUAGAAUAGAUCUUGAAAAAGGAGUAAUCGUUACCAGCAAACCGCCUGCGAGAGAGCAGCUGCAUGAAGAAGCUCUGGACAGUAUGAGAGAAUACCUGGAAAAUGCACACAUGCAUAUACUGCGUAUCAAUGUGCUGAACGCGAAGUUGGAAGUUCCGGGGGCUCAGGCGUAUGGUAGCAGAGCUGAAGCCGAGGCCAUGGCAGCUCAAGGGGCUGGUCUCGAUGAUCAGGGACAACGAUUUAGUCGGAAGGGUCUUGCAGCGAAAUUAGGGUCUGCAUUUGGUGAUAGUUAA
Molecule: messenger RNA, 1467 nt
Organism: Trichophyton benhamiae CBS 112371
Lineage: Eukaryota; Fungi; Ascomycota; Eurotiomycetes; Onygenales; Arthrodermataceae
Exons: 3
Coding region: 1-1467 (488 amino acids)
Cellular component (GO): COP9 signalosome
Source: RefSeq, a predicted model, not a curated record